AUGAAAAAAAUUAAAAAAGUAGGAAAAGGAGCCACCGCCACCAUCUAUUUGUUGGCUGAUCAUCGUCCAUUUUCGACGUUUCUACCAUCUUCCUUUUUAUGGAAAAGAUCCAAACCUACCAAUGCUGUCUUGGCGGUGAAAAGAUUUCAUCCCCCUCAACAUGAAUCCAAUACUUUAUUUGGUCAACGUUUAUAUAAGGAAUUCAAAUUAACACAAUUAUCAUCCCAUCAUCAUGUUGUCACUGUGUUUGAACUAUUAAAAGAUCGACGAGGUCGAUGGUGUAUCAUCAUGGAAUAUUGCCAUGGAGGAGAUGUAUUGACGAUAUUACAACAAAUAUCAUUGACCAAUGAUGCUAUGGAUUGUAUAUUUAAACAAUUAUUACGUGGAAUGGCUCAUCUUCAUAGUCUUGGAAUAGCUCAUCGUGACAUCAAACCCGAUAAUUUAUUGAUGACCAGACAAGGAAUAUUAAAGAUCACGGAUUUUGGAGUGGCACAUCAAAUCAUAAAAAAGGAAAAAGAAGUAGUGGUCUGUCAAGGAUUAUGUGGAUCGAUGCCAUAUUGGCCACCAGAAUUAUUUACUUCGGUUGAAUAUUAUGAUGGAUUGGCAAUGGAUGUAUGGAGUGCUGCCAUCACUUUUUAUUGUUUACUUUAUACACAGAUCCCUUUUUUACAGGCAACCACACAAGAUCCUCAUUAUGCGUCUUUUCUUCAUCAACACUCAUCAUUCAACUCGUGGUCGGCUCUAAAUCGAUGUGAUCCUUCUCUUCAACAUUGUAUAUUGUCCAUGCUUGAUCCGGAUCCUAAUCUACGUUGGUCCAUUCCACAAUGUCUAGAUUCCCCUUGGAUCCAAAACAUUCAUACUUGUUAUGAUCAUCCUACUGCCCUUGUGCAUCAUCAUCAUUUUACAUGA
This is a messenger RNA of Halteromyces radiatus, 909 nucleotides long. RefSeq names its product kinase-like domain-containing protein. Bases 1 to 909 code for a protein of 302 amino acids. Gene Ontology annotation, molecular function: ATP binding; protein serine/threonine kinase activity. The record is from RefSeq and is a predicted model, not a curated record. The transcript is spliced from 2 exons. Lineage: Eukaryota; Fungi; Mucoromycota; Mucoromycetes; Mucorales; Cunninghamellaceae. Gene Ontology annotation, biological process: protein phosphorylation; intracellular signal transduction; intracellular monoatomic cation homeostasis.